Molecule: messenger RNA, 2609 nt
Organism: Choloepus didactylus (southern two-toed sloth)
Lineage: Eukaryota; Metazoa; Chordata; Mammalia; Pilosa; Megalonychidae
Product: zinc finger and BTB domain-containing protein 10
Exons: 2
Coding region: 1-1884 (627 amino acids)
Biological process (GO): regulation of transcription by RNA polymerase II
Molecular function (GO): RNA polymerase II cis-regulatory region sequence-specific DNA binding; DNA-binding transcription factor activity, RNA polymerase II-specific; protein binding
Source: RefSeq, a predicted model, not a curated record
AUGGAGCUACAUUGCUCCUUCCAGAACUCCUGGCUCAAAGACUUUCCUUGGCUGCGGUAUUCCAAGGAUACUGGCCUUAUGUCUUGCGGCUGGUGCCAAAAAACCCCUGAGGACGGGGGAAGCGGGGAUUCUCCCCAAGUGGGGCAUGAUGAGCUUUCCCGAGGGACCCGCAACUACAAGAAAACCCUUCUUCUGAGGCACCACGUUUCUACCGAGCACAAACUCAACGAAGCCAACGCCCAGGAGUCAGAAAUACCAUCAGAGGAGGGGUACUGUGACUUUAAUAGUAGGCCAAAUGAGAACUCUUAUUGCUAUCAACUUCUUCGACAACUAAAUGAACAGAGAAAGAAAGGUAUUCUUUGUGAUGUCAGCCUUGUGGUGAGCGGAAAAACCUUUAAAGCUCAUAAGAACAUCCUGGUUGCAGGCAGCCGUUUCUUUAAGACUUUAUAUUGCUUUUCAAACAAAGAAAGCCCUAACCAAAAUACUACACAUUUAGAUAUUGCUGCAGUUCAAGGUUUUUCAGUCAUCUUGGACUUCUUAUAUUCUGGUAACCUGGUGCUCACAAGCCAAAAUGCCAUUGAAGUUAUGUCAGUGGCCAGCUACCUUCAAAUGAGUGAAGUUGUUCAAACUUGCCGACAUUUCAUUAAAGAUGCCUUAAAUAUAAGCAUUAAAUCAGAAGCUCCAGAAUCUGUUGUUGUGGACUAUAAUAAUAGAAAAUCAGUUAAUAGAGAUGGUCUUUCUUCAUCACGGGAUCAAAAAAUUGCCAGUUUUUGGGCAACACGGAAUCUUACCAAUUUGGCAAGUAACGUCAGAAUUGAAAAUGAUGGUUGCAGUGUCGACGAGGGCCAAAUAGAAAACUGCCAAAUGAAUGACAGUAGUUGGGUCCAGGAUGGUUCUCCUGAAUUGGCUGAAAAUGAAUCUCAAGGUCAAACAAAAGUGUUUAUUUGGAAUGAUAUGGGCUCCCAGGGAAUUCAAGAGACUGGCAAAACAAGAAGGAAAAACCAAACUACAAAGAGAUUUAUUUAUAAUAUACCACCUAAUAAUGAAGCAAAUUUAGAAGAUUGCUCAGUGAUGCAGCCUCCUGUUGCCUAUCCAGAAGAAGAUUUGCCAUUUAUCAAGGAAGAACCAGAUUUGGAUGGUGCUCUACUCUCAGGGCCAGAUUGUGAUAGGAAUGUGAAUGCAAACUUAUUGGCUGAAGCUGGCUCCAGUCAAGAUGGAGGUGAUGCUGGUACCUCACAUGAUUUCAAGUAUGGUUUGAUGCCUGGCCCUUCAAGUGAUUUCAAGUAUGGCUUGAUACCCGGUACUUCAAAUGAUUUCAAGUAUGGAUUGAUACCCGGUGCUUCAAAUGAUUUCAAAUAUGGAUUAUUGCCUGAAUCUUGGCCAAAACAAGAAACUUGGGAAAAUGGGGAAUCAUCUCUAAUCAUGAACAAGUUAAAAUGUCCUCAUUGUAGCUAUGUAGCCAAAUACAGACGAACACUAAAAAGGCACUUGCUCAUUCAUACGGGAGUGAGAUCAUUUAGCUGUGAUAUUUGCGGAAAGCUGUUUACUCGAAGAGAACAUGUAAAAAGACAUUCCCUGGUGCAUAAAAAGGAUAAAAAAUACAAAUGUAUGGUGUGUAAGAAGAUCUUCAUGUUAGCAGCCAGUGUUGGAAUAAGACAUGGAUCUCGACGCUAUGGUGUUUGUGUAGAAUGUGCAGAUAAAUCACAGCCAGGAGGGCAAGAAGGUGUAGAUCAGGGACAGGAUACAGAUUUCCCUCGGGAAGAAGAAUAUGAGGAGAACGAAGUAGGAGAAGCUGAUGAAGAGCUGGUUGAUGAUGGAGAAGAUCAGAAUGAUCCAUCUCGAUGGGAUGAAUCAGGAGACGUUUGUAUGUCUCUAGAUGAUUAACUGAUCUACUGUUCUCCUCAAGGAUGCUGCAUAUUUGGACAUAAAAAUCGACAAUUUGAAUUGUUGAACUUGAAGGCUUGCAAAAUAUGGUACAUGCUGGAUGGUAGUUAUGUUGCUGUGAAAACUGUAGGGUCAAAGCCUUAUAGCAAAAAAAAUUUUUUUAUAUUUGCACAGGACUGUACAGCAAACAACCUUGUGGUUGGAUUACAUGAAGUCCCCACACCUUCAGUCAGUUAUCAAAGUAAAAAUAUUUUUUAUUUAUAGGAUAUGCCGUAACUUUUUGGGUCUUAUGAAAAUAUAGUAUCUGUCCUUGCAGAGCUUACAUUCAUGUGUCAUUUUAACAUGAAUGAAGAAAAUCCAUUUAUGGAAGUACAGUGACAGCUGACCCAGUCACUCUGUCCAUCAAACCACUCAGGCUAGUUUGUACUAGUAGAGUUUUGUUUCUAUUUUUAUUAUUAUUAUUAUUAUUUUUAAUACAGAUUUUCAGUGAGGGGAUUUUUCAACCCCAUUGGUUCUCCUUUCUUGUAUUUCCAUUUUAAUUUGCUCCAUAACUUAAACCAAGUCUUUUCUAGUCUUAGCUAUUAUUUCUCAGUUUUGUGCUGAUGGGCAUGUUUAUAAGAACUGGAGAGGUAAUUUAUUGGAAUGAACUAACUGACUUCCUCCAUUCCCCCUUUCCUUUUUGACAUGAAUUUUACUACUUCACAAAUGUAGAAUGAUGUUGCAAA